This is a messenger RNA of Chara braunii, 865 nucleotides long. The record is from the annotation of a GenBank genome assembly. Lineage: Eukaryota; Viridiplantae; Streptophyta; Charophyceae; Charales; Characeae.
CGAUAAAUCCGACGUGAUUGCAAGCCAAAGCUGCUGCGCACGCCCCUGAGCGUUGCGCCGAACCUGUGCUCGAAAGCCGGCCCAAGAACCCAAUGCCCGUCUCCUUCAAACCGUUCGCUUCGCCGGGAUUGGCGCGCACCCUGAAGGGAUUAGCGCUGGCCGCUGCCUGGCUCGGACUGAUCGCCUCGCAAGGCUCGGAGAUGGCCCAGGCGCAAGUGCGCCGCGUCAAGGACGUCGUUGAGAAGGCAUCCAAGGCGAAGCCGCCGUCGCACCGCAGCCAGCGUCAGGGCAUGUUCGCGCUGACGCAGAUCGAGCGGGCGAGCGUCGUCAUGCUGGGGGACAGCCUCACCGAACGGGCGCAAUGGUCCGAGAUCACCGGCUGCCCCUUCGUCGCCAACCGCGGCAUCGGGGCGGACGAUUCCGCCGGCGUGCUCCGCCGCCUCGACGAGGUCACCAAGCUCAAUCCUUUCGCCGUGUUUCUCAUGAUCGGCGUCAACGACGUGGCCUCGAGCGUACCGGUCGAGAAAAUCGCCGCAAACGUCCAGCAGGUCGUCGCGCAACUGAACGAGGCCGACGUCAAGGUAUACCUGACCGCCGUGCUGCCUGUGACACAGGGCUAUCGCCGCAAAAUCAACCCAAAGAUCAAUGAGUUGAAUGUCCUUUACGCGCGCAUGCAGUCGGACAGGGUGAAGUUCAUCGAUUUCACGCGCGACGUCGUGGGCGAGGAAGGCGCACUCGCCGAUACUCUGAGCAUCGACGGUAUCCACCUGUCGCCCGAGGGGUAUCGCAUCUGGCGCGAUGCCAUCACGCCCCUCGUAAGCGAGCACUGCGUUAAUCCACCGAGGCCGACGAAGGCCGCGCGCAC